Fragaria vesca subsp. vesca is the source of this 774-nucleotide messenger RNA. Its product is annotated as protein KRTCAP2 homolog. The transcript is spliced from 5 exons. NCBI's taxonomy places the organism in Eukaryota, Viridiplantae, Streptophyta, Magnoliopsida, Rosales, Rosaceae. Bases 59 to 424 code for a protein of 121 amino acids. The record is from RefSeq and is a predicted model, not a curated record.
GACUGAAAAGGGAUCUAAGUGAGAGCUCGCUAUUUCGAUACUGAGGUAGAAGGAGAUCAUGGCGGGUUCUGGAAGUUCGAUGAUGUAUUCCUUCCUUUUGUUCACUGUGAUUCUGUCACUUCAAGAGAUGUACAGAGGGAAGUUGGCAUCAACUGAGUUGUUUACGAUUCUCGGGGGUUUCACCAGUUCCCUCUUGUUCCUUGUGCUGCUCACUUUCAUUGGCAAUUACCAGGAAUCAUGUGGUGUGAAGACUGGCUGGGGUGCUGUUAUUGUAGCAGAAGCAGUUGCUCUUAUUGCUGCUGGCACUGUCCAUCGAGUUUGUAUCACAACAUGUUUCUUGUUCUCUGCCGCAAUACUGUAUGAGGUCAACAAGCUUUCAGGGAUAAUGCUUACCAAAAGUGAAUCUAAAACAAAAAGGCACUGAGUGGUGAUGUUUGUUUAAUUCACAUGUUUUGAAAUGUUUUUGUUUCCUUUUCAUCCAACUUUGAGUACAAUUUAGCCGUAGUAGAAAAGAGAAAUUCAGUAUUAACGUAUCAGAUAUUUGUCAAACAUGGAACUUGAAAGAUGUGAUUCGAUCAAUAGCAUUUCUGUGAUCUUGUUUACAUCUGGUACACCUGGAGAGUGGAGAUUAGCUAGGGCAUAUAAAUGAUAUUGAUUACUUCAUACUUCUUCUCUCUCUUCAUAGUUUCUUAUAUCCCACGGAGAGCCCCUUUGUGUUCUGUCAAAUUUUGCCACCCUGAUGGGUGUGUGUGUGUGUAGCCUAUUUCUCUGUCA